Messenger RNA from Gadus chalcogrammus (walleye pollock), 8156 nucleotides. It is a transcript of the gene hivep1, whose product is annotated as HIVEP zinc finger 1. Bases 210 to 8156 code for a protein of 2648 amino acids. NCBI's taxonomy places the organism in Eukaryota, Metazoa, Chordata, Actinopteri, Gadiformes, Gadidae. Gene Ontology annotation, molecular function: DNA-binding transcription factor activity, RNA polymerase II-specific; zinc ion binding; RNA polymerase II cis-regulatory region sequence-specific DNA binding. The record is from RefSeq and is a predicted model, not a curated record. Gene Ontology annotation, biological process: regulation of transcription by RNA polymerase II. The transcript is spliced from 9 exons. Gene Ontology annotation, cellular component: nucleus.
UCCUGCAAUAGAAAGUGAGAGAGAAGGUGAAAAGAGAAAAUCUAGACCUCUCCCCUAAAUCCCAAUGGUGUGUUCCAGCAGAAAUGCCUGACAAUAGCUAGGACUGCACCUGUCUGCUGAGGAGUGUGUCCGCAGCCCGCCCCCCGCGCCCGUCAGAACCCACCUCCAGCACGAUGAUGUCGCUGUGACAGCGGGGCGCACAAGAGAAAAUGCCGCGCACCAAACAGAACCACCCCAAGAACCUGAAAGAUAAAAUCGAGGAGGCGCAGAAAGAACUCAAAGACCCGACUGGCUCACCCAACGGGAUAUCUGGGAGCAGUCGAAGAAAUGCCGACAACAUCAAAGGCCUGAAGAGGAAGAAAAUAGUGGCAGAGAACCAGCUGAAGAAAAUCCCCAAGUCUCCCGUGAAGAAGCCCCUGCAGUCCAAGAAACCGGAUCAGCCUCCAGGACCGCCCUCCGAGACAGCAACCGUCUCCUGCCCUGCAGAACCGGAGAGCCCGUCCCAAACCACCCCAAGGUCGCCUAGUGUCAACAGAGACCCCAAGUAUGCCCAGCAAGCCCCAUCAGCAUCUCCCCCGGAAGGAACAUCUUCCCCCGACAAUGAAGAGCUGAAGCCGCCGGAAACAUCCUCUUCGCGGCCGCCACCACUGCCGCCGCCGUCGACGCCAGCGUCGACUUCCAGUCCCGGCGGAGAGGAACCUGCGACUGCAGCCGAGGCCUCCCAGCCCGAGUGCAGCAGGAGCGGUGACAGCAGUGACCCCAACUUCGAGGGGGGGUCUUACAACUCAAACGCUCCCCUCGAAGUGUUACUCAAAGCCAUGGAGCAGGACUUCAGCACCCUAGUGGAGAGGAAGGGCUCCUUCCCAGUCCAAGCCACUGGGAGACCAGCCCAGACUGUCCCUGUCCAGCCCAGAACUGACAUUAGGACAGUGCCAACAAGCGUCAACUUUGGUCUUCAGAACCAAGCUUCCCAUGUGCAGACGUAUUAUUUUGACACCAAAGGGAAGGUAAUCGGCAUCGCUUCUCCAAUCGGGAGCAACGUGCCCACCUCGGGCCUUGUGACCCAACUGCAGUCUACGCAUCAAACCACACCCCACUUCCUAGCCUCCAGCAAGGAGAAACAGGGCUUGCAAUUUAGCUUCCACACUGGUACCUCCACCGCCAUCACCCACGCCCCCGUUCCUUCAGGGUGUAAGGCCAUCCCGCAAAGCCAGCCCCCGGUGGUUCACACGUGCCAGUCCAUCACAGCCAGCGUUCCCAGCACAAUCCAAGUCCCAGUGACGCCUGGCUGCAACCCGGUCCAAAUGGCCACGGUGGUGAACUUAAAUGCCGACCAGGCAGCUAAGGAUCUGAAGCCAAAGAAGCAGGGGAAGUACGUGUGCGAGUACUGCAGUCGGGCGUGUGCCAAGCCCAGCGUGCUGCUCAAACACAUCCGAUCGCACACGGGCGAGAGGCCGUACCCGUGUGACACGUGCGGCUUCUCGUUCAAGACCAAGAGCAACUUGUACAAGCACAGGAAGUCCCGCGCGCACGCCAUCAAACUCGGACUCGUCGCCAGAUCCGAAUCCGGCGGUGGCAGUGGGUCGCUCUCCCAGGAAUCGGACCGAGCAGACGGGACGCACUCGGAGGCCGAGGAGAGCGGGGACAGCGAUGGAGAGAGUAGCACUGCGGACCAAGACCCUGACUCCUCCCAAAGCAGUGUUACGGCGCUAUCUGAAGCCAGCUUGUACAGCGCAGGAACCACGCAUGCCGGCCUCUGUGGAGAGGGAGACCUAUCUGGAAGUGUCACGGAGUUGGUCAAACCAGCCUCCGGUCACGGUGGCUAUGAGCCAAAGUUGCCGGCAGCUCUUCCAAAGGUGGUUGUUUACCCGGUGAAUGUCUCCCCUCUGAGGGCUGACAGCCCGAGGGUUACCGAUCCAGCCCCAGAGCAAGCGGCUGCACAGCGGCAGAGAGAGUUCCAGACGGCCAAUCAUAGGUCCAGCCUCACCAUUCUGUCUUCUUUGAAAGAGGUGGACUGCAGUAAUGCCUCGCUGGACCGAGUGAGCGAGGACGAAGACCAGCACUGCAAGUCCCCUCUCUUCGGGGGCCACGCUCAGCUUCAGAGGCAACAGGCCACGGACUUCUCUCAGCAGCAGCAGGCCAAGUGCCUGCUCAGUCCACGCAGCUUAGGAAGCACAGACUCUGGCUACUUCUCACGCUCUGAAAGCGCAGACCAGGCGAUGAGUCCACCGACUGCAAUUGUAAAGAUAACCCCUCCGGCGGAAACGGACGUCUCAAAGAUCGCCGUUUCGAAUGUCUCCCCUGUGGUAGCCACGGUGAUUUACGUCCCAGAGGAGAAGAAACAGCCCUCGGAGGGUCACAUGAUGCGACCGCCUCUGGAAACCAAGGCACUCUCUUUAGAGGAGCGGAUCUCAAAGUUGAUAUCGGACAACGAGGCGGUGGUGGAUAACAAGCAGCUGGACAGCGUCAAACCGAGAAGGACUUCUCUCUCCAGGAGAGGAAGCAUAGACUCUCCAAAGUCAUACAUAUACAAAGACUCUUUUCAAUUUGACCUUAAUCCCAUCGGAAGACGGUCAAGUUCCAGCUCUGAUAUUCCCAAAUCUCCUUUCACCCCCACAGAUAAAUCAAAGCCAGUAUUUCUUCUUUCGGUCCCUUCUCAAUACCCUCCAAUGGAUUGCUUACCAAUCACCAGGAGUAACUCCAUGCCAACGACACCAGGAAACUCUGGACUUCCAAUGAAUGUUGCCCCACAGCCCUACCCCUUGCGAUUCUGCCAGUCGUUUGAUGACAAGAUUGGUUCUUUGAACGAUGAUGUAUUUUCCUCGGCCCCUUCUACCCCCAACCCUGCUAUUCAUUCCCGCACUUUAGUUAGGCAAGUGGCCAUCGAGGAUUUCACCACACACGAAAAGCACAGUAUUCCCACGGUUCGUUCGAUGGACGAAGGCUACCAUGGCUCCAAUGUAUCCACGGAGCUGACGCAACGAAGCAGGUCUUUCGAGCAUGGUCAGGACAAGAGCAGAAGGCCCAUGCAGACGAAGGGCACCAUGUAUGAGUGUGAGACUUGUCGGAAUCGGUACAGAAAGCUUGAGAAUUUUGAAAAUCACAAGAAGUUCUACUGCUCUGAGCUUCACGGUCCGAAAAACAAGCCAGUCAUCGUUAAAGAAAGUGAUCCAGAUGUCUUCCAGGUCACCGUAGUGCAGCCCCCGGUCCAGAGGGUAUCAGGACUUCCAGGUGUUCUGGACCAGCAGACCUCGAUUAGAAAGAGAAGGAAAAUGAAGAGCGUCGGAGAUGACGACGACCAAUCACCGACAGACGUUAUUCCUCCGUGUUCUGUCAGCUUCGAUUCGUGCCAGUUGACGUCCGCCGGGGCCGGCCAGACGUUUUCCCAUUCUCGCUCGGUCGCAGUGGACAUACAGCCCAAAGGCCACCAAGCACAACUACCUCAGAUCCAGCUCGUAGCAAGAGGUAUAGACCCCUCUGACUCCAGGUUGUCACCAAUCAGAGAGGCCCAGAUCAGCACUUCUGCUAAAGAGAGAGGAGACCUGCAGAGACAAGGCAGUGGAACCUCGGUCAUCAGACACACCAACUCACUGAGUCGACCGAAUUCAUUCGAGACAUCCGAAUCGUUUGACAGGACAGGAUCACCUGUUGACAUCAAACAUGUCCAAAACAAGACCAAACCAGAAGCAGAGAAUGUGUCAGUUGAUGGCUACCAGGAAAAAAUGUCAAAGACUGUUGACUAUGGAAAACAGGGACAAAACAGUGCUGACGACCCCGUAACUGUUUCUGUCGAGAGCACUACCCCUGUGCACCAGUCUCGCCUGGUCCGUCAAAACAACAUCCAGGUGCCGGAGAUCCUUGUCACAGAGGAGCCUGACCGAGAACACGACACGCAGGCCACUGAGCCGACGGAAAAGCCAGCAGAAUCCUUCAACUGGCCCCCGAGAAGUGAAAGCCUAUCCAAGGUACCAGCGGAAAAACUCCCACCUAAAAAGAAGCGAAUUCGGCUGGCUCAGAUGGAGCAGUCCUCAGGAGAAUCCAGUUACGAGUCCAGCCUUUCCAGGAGCCUCAGCAGGGACAGCAGUCUCUCACACUGCUCCAGUAUCUCGGCCUCUUUCGACAGAGAAGAAGCCGCCAGAUCUGAAAGCCCUUCCCGGGGCGAGUGCGUCACUGUUGUCCAAGAACCGCCUGGGCUAUCAGCAGCCUUCAACACCCUAGGGGUGCCUGGUGUCAUGAGGCGGGCUGCCUCCGAACAGAUCAGUUGUACUCAGCCCUCGGUGGAGAUCUCAUGCGACUACCGUAGCAAGUCCUUUGAUUGUGCCAAUGUGUCUCCCAGGAGGUCCUUGUCUCCAGCCGCGAGAUGUAUACAGGGCUCUCAGGUUCCCCAGGUGCCACUGAUUGAAAGGCGGAGGGGCCCGCUGGUUCGGCAGAUGUCUUUAAAGAUCAAUCCAGAGAUUCCGCAACAUCAAAGGAAGAUGAUUAUCCCGCUGGAGAAGUUGGCUUUAUCGAACACUAAACCUCUCAUUCAACACAGAGCUCCAGAUGCUAAUAUUGUCAACAAAGGUCAUAUUGCCCAACCCUUAUUUGUCGAUACACCCAUAACAAUUACUGAGAAAAUGGUGCAAAGUAUUAAUUUGGGUAGCCCGACUCAGCAGCCUCAGAUAUAUGGUCUUCCCCACCCUUGGCAUCAAACGUCCAGGGUUCAAACAUGCCAAAAGUUACCGCCUCCUCCGAGUCAGAUUGUGGUAAGUCGUGAGAGUACCUUGCCUCAACCGUCUGAGCCCGAGGAAAGGAAAAGCUUGGUGCCCAGGUACCAACUGCAGUGUUCUGCUCAGAAAGCAUGCCAAACAUUUUCAUUUUCAAGCGCGCAGGGGAAUCAUUUGACAAUGCCUAUUUUAACGAUACCGCUCUCCAAUCCGAACUUGAGUGUUUCAAAGUCUUCGGAGGUACACCAGAAUGUCUACAUGGCUCAGCAUAAGCAUCUCGGUCCUGAGAUCAAGACACAGCAGGUCGUUCUAACCGGAGGGCCGCAAAGGAUUUCUACUCCAUUGCCACAGAUUCUGAUAACCCACGAACAAAUGAACCCUGUCUCCUCUUUAGCCAAGCGAAACAGCCAUCCGUCCGUUCAGAGCGUCGACAAUGACCUCCACACGAUGCCCAUCGUCAACAGGGAUCGGGCGCAAACGCAGACGGUCAGCAGCUCCCAGACCCCCCGUCCCGUCGAGAAGCCGACGUCUCUCGGCUCCCUGCACUGCACGCAGAAGCUGGCCUCGGUGACACUGUGCCCUCAGCAGGAGCCCACCGCCUCCAGCAAGCGAAUGCUCUCCCCCGCCAACAGCCUGGACAUCUACAUGGAGAAGCACCAGAAGCGGGCAAAGGACGAACACGGCGUCGCCUGCCUCACCGACGGACGCUCGGUCAACUACCUGAACUCCAAGGUGGCCGACGUCACGCGACAGAGGAAGCUGACGCUCGUCCGUCAGGUGUGCACCACGGAGCCCGCGGACAGCCCCAUCGAGACGGAGGCCCCGCCCCUCCCCGAAGGUAAAGCGGCGAGGGACUCCGAGGCCACCGACGUCUGCAAGCCCAUGUCGCCGGACAGCACCGCGCCGGACAAGGACACGGCCGUAGUCCCUCGGGAUGCCACUAGUGCGUUCAGUCAGACCACCUCCAUCACCAGCAGUAACCUCUUGAAGCCCCAGGACAGGAGCGAGGAACAGAGGUGGACCCCGGCCAAGUCCCCCAUCAGACCGUCCAGCUUCCACGGCAGCCAGGGGAAGCUGACCUUGUCGGCCUCCGCGGGCAACAGCAAGGACAGCCACCGCCUGUCCUUCCCCAGCCUGAAGACGGCCACCACCUUCACCUGGUGCUUCCUGAUGAAGAGGAAGCCCCUCCACGUGCCCCAGACUGACCUGAAGACCUCCGCCUACGCUGCCUGGAUGAUCAGCCCCAAGAACCCCAACCCCCUGGGCCUGCCCACCAAGGUGGUCAUGUCCCUGUUCGACUCCAAGCAGUGCUCCAAGAAGAUGCUCUACACUUCGGCGAUAAAGACCAGCGGAAAGACUGACAUUGUGUCCUACUCGAGCCAGCUGAAGGAUGUCAUGUCCAUGCUGCUGUUGUCCCAGAAGACGAAGGCGGUGGAAAAUGUGAGCAAGCCACCGCCGGAGACCCAGGCCGGGGGAGAGGCGGAGAAGGACGUGGCAGCUAAAGCCGAACCGAGAAGGGUUAAGAUAUUUGACGGCGGGUACAAGUCGAACGAGGAGUACGUGUACGUGCGCGGGCGUGGCCGGGGGAAGUACAUCUGCGAGGAGUGUGGGAUCCGCUGCAAGAAGCCCAGCAUGCUGCGCAAACACAUCCGCACGCACUCGGACGUGCGGCCGUACCACUGCAUCCACUGCAACUUCUCCUUCAAGACCAAAGGGAACCUGACCAAGCACAUGAAGUCCAAAGCCCACAGCAAGAAGUGCCAGGAGAUCGGAGUGCCGGUGGGCCUCAUCGACGACCAGGACGCAGAGGACUCGGCGGGCGACCGCGGCCACGCCGGCAGCUCAGACCGCCAGGACUCGGACGGCGACGACUCGGACGGCGCCGACGACGAGGACAACGACGAAGAGGAGGAGGAGGAGGAGGAGUCGGGCCUGUCCACCAACCCCUCGGUCAGCGCCAGCCCCCAGCACCUCCCCCCGGGGCCGGCCGAGAUCCCCCCCAGCGCCCUGCUGGCCCAGAUGUCCAUCAGCUCCAUGCGCUUCCCCUCCCACGCCGCCGCCGGCCCCCCGCCCCCAGUCCCGGACCCCCCCGUCGCGGACUGCUACUCCGAGUCGUCGGUGGCCAUGAUGAGCCCCGUCUCGCUGUACAAGCAGAUGUCCAUCUCGGGGUCCUGCUCCAGCCCGGGGCCCUUCCCCCUGUCCCCGCCGGCCCUGGGGGGGCCCCUGGGGGACCACCACCACGCGUCGGACACGGACUCGGUCCACAUGAUGAGCCCCGUGUCGCCCUGCCGGCAGAUGUCCAUCGACUACCCCGACUUCGAGGUGCCGCCCAGCCCGCCCGUACAGAGCAAGGGGUCCAAGCUCAGCCAGGAGGUUUCGCCGGCCCCCGUCACCGCGGCGACCCCCAGCGAGCCGGGCUUCCCGGUGGACCGCGGCACUCAGACGUCGUCCUUCCCGCCCGGGGGCCCCAUGCACUUCCCCCUGCACGGCCUGGCCCCCCCGCCGGCAGGGCCGGAGCACCACCUGUUCAGCCACCUGCCCCUGCACUCCCGGCAGCCCCUGCGCUCCCCCUACAGCGUGGUCCCGGUGGGGGGGCUGCAGCUGCUCCACGGCGGCCUGGCCGGGUACUCCACCUUCCUCCCCAUCCAGGGGGGCCCCGUGCAGCUCACCCUCCCGGGGGUCAGCGUCAUCCACCGGACCACCAGCCCGCUGCCCGCCGCGCUCUGCUCCCCGCCCCGCCGGGAGGACGGGGGGCCCCCCCACCCGGCCCCCUGCUUCCCCCUGGGCCCGGCGGGGAUGGAGGCGCUCAGCCUCCUGGGGGUGGGGCGGGGCGCGGGUCAGGGGCUGACGCUCAACGCCACGCUGGGGCUGCAGGUGGUGGCCGCCGGCCCCCCGGGGCCCCAGGGCGCCACGGGGCCCCGGAGCCACCUGCCGGGCCUGCAGAUCCUCAACAUCUCGCUGCCCGCCCUGAUCCCCUCGCUCGGCCCGCUGUCCGCCCUCAGCCCGCCGCCGCCGUCCGAGGCGCCGGCGCCAGCCGCCGCCUCGCCUUCGCCUUUGCGGGGAAACGCCCCGCCCGCCACCGCCGCCUCCUCGCCGCCUGCCCCGCCGUCGCUUAGCAACCCCGCCGCCGCGACGACGACCGCGCCCGCCGUCCUGCCGAGGGCGGGGAGCGAGACGGACCUCAGAACGCUGGCGCCCGAGAACCAGAGCGUCCGCUGGCCGGCGGGGGCGGGGCCGCCGUCGUCGUCGUCGCACCGGACGGCGGGCGGGGCCGACACUUCCGGGGCGUCGCCAGCAGGGGGAGCCGGCGGGGCGACUCCCCCCCGGCCUUCCCCCCCGCCGCCUCCCCCCCCACAACCGCAGCUCUCCAGGCACAAGAUGGCGGACGUCUACGACGAUGAGAAUGACGCGUCCAGCGAUGACGAAGGCCGACUGGUCAUCGCCACCUGA